This is a messenger RNA of Oryzias melastigma (Indian medaka), 1462 nucleotides long. RefSeq names its product CD276 antigen homolog. Bases 306 to 809 code for a protein of 167 amino acids. The transcript is spliced from 3 exons. NCBI's taxonomy places the organism in Eukaryota, Metazoa, Chordata, Actinopteri, Beloniformes, Adrianichthyidae. The record is from RefSeq and is a predicted model, not a curated record.
CCGCCCACAUUGCAGCGGCGUAUCCGGGGUCUGGUCGUUACGUGGAUCGUGAAUAACGAAAACGAGUUAUGUGAAAUGUUUUUUGUUUUAUCAGCAGUCAGCAAAACAAUUUUGGUAUUUUUUAGCAAAAGCGUUUGAGGAAUAUCGCCGUUCAUCGCUGAAUGUGUGACGAAUGUCGAAUAUGAAACUAACUUAACCGAUGUGGAAUCUUCCUAUGCGGGGAGUUUGAUAUCCGCUCGUGGGAGCUGCUGCUCGAUCAGAGGAUCAGAGAUCAAGCUGAGAUCGGCCAUGGAGUCCUGAGGAGGAUGUUUGCUCUCCUUUGUCUCGCCGCUCUGCGCGUUUCUCUGCUGAGUCAGCAGGCUUCUGCAGGGAUCACAGACAUCCGAGCCGUACCUGGACAGAACGUCACUCUGCCAUGUCGAGCUCCCAAAAGCAACCCCAUCAUCGCCAUCGAGUGGUUCAAACCUGGCGAGGAGGAGACGUAUCUGCUUCUGUACCGCGCGGGGCUGGUCCUCCCAGAUGGUCAGCAUCCAGCCUAUCGGAACCGCGUGGCGUUCCAGAAGGAACAGACGAAGGACGGAGACGCGUCUGUGACUCUGAGGGCGGUGACGGUUGAGGACUCGGGGACCUACACCUGUGUGGUCAGCCAGAGAGAAACCUCCCAAACCCGCUCCAGACAGAUACUUCCCACUACCUUCAUCCGCUUGACGGUUGAUCCCGCCCCUUCCUCGCCAGCUUCCAGAGGAGGCGGGUCUUUCGGGCUGACCGCGCUCCAGCUGGUUCUGGCUGUGAUGAUCAGUUCAGUCUGAGUUCUGCUGCUGCUGGGAUCCAGGAAGAGUUCGGACCUUCAUGUCUGGAUCAGCGGAGCAGCAGAACCCUUGGAGACUCCGGCUGAGGAGACCGUCGAGGGCGCAGAGACAUCAGAGGGAGGAGCUUACACCUCUGAACGGAGCAAAGAAACAUUUCAACUGGUGCAUGAUGGAGUUACUGACGGUUCAGGUCUACAGGAGAUGUUCAGAUGGACUUCUAGAACUGCAUUCCAACAGAUUCUUAUCCUCAUGUCGGGUUCAGCAGUAAUCGCGGUUCGUGUCCGUCCAGAAUUCUGAAUAAUUCUGACUAGAGCUGUGAGAGAAAAGGGUCUGGAGGAGGAGUCACCAGAUCUACCCUGCCUUAAAAUAUCCCAGCAAACAUCUCUCCACCUGUACAUGCACUCAUGUCGGACAGUGACGGUCCAGUGUGGACACCGCAUGCUAAGAAUGUCUGCUUAACAAUAUUACAUCUUCUUUAGUUCCUUUCAUAGAACUUAAGGCUGCUGCACAUGAAAUAGUGACAUAUCACGUAGCACAGGGUGGUUGUUUAGCAUUUCAUGAUCAUUUCAGCUUUGCUGCAUGAAGGGGGCGGAGCUUUGUUGUCUCUGGUUUUAAAGGACUGAUGAAGCUAAUAAAACAUUUUCUGGAGUGAA